GCAGGCUUGGAUACAAAUAUACGGGUGAUCACAAUGAUGAAAAUCACAACGAAAGCAUAGAGCUGCCACUGUUUGACUUGCAAGCAAUAACUAAAGCUACUGAUAAUUUUUCAAUAAACUGUAAGCUCGGAGAGGGUGGGUUUGGACCUGUUUACAAGGUUCUGAAACAGGGCGUGAUGGAAGAGGGGCAGGAAAUUGCUAUCAAAUGGCUAUCCAGAACUUUCCACCAAGGACUUGUUGAGUUCAAGAAUGAAGUUAACUGUAUCGCUAAACUCCAGCAUCGAAAUAUUGUGAAGCUUCUAGGAUGUUGUAUUCACGGAGAGGAAAAGAUGCUGAUUUAUGAAUACAUGCCUAAUAGAAGUCUAGAUUUGAUUCUAUUUGAUUUAAUGGGCAGUGCAUUGCUUGAUUGGCCAAAGCGAUUCCACAUUAUAAAUGGCAUUGCCAGGGGCCUUAUGUAUUUUCAUCAAGAUUCCCGUCUCAAAAUAAUCCAUAGAGACCUCAAAGCUAGCAACAUUUUGCUAGAUUUUGACAUGAACCCAAAAAUAUCAGACGUUGGCAUGGCUAGAAUUUUUGGAGGAAAUGAGAUUGAAGCAAACACAAGUCGAGUAGUUGGAACAUAUGGUUACAUGCCACCAGAAUAUGCAAUGAAUGGCAUAUUCUCAGUAAAAUCAGAUGUAUUUAGCUUUGGUGUUAUAAUGCUUGAGAUUGCAUGGAUGCUUUAUCGAGAAGGAAGGUCAUUGGAAUUAGUCGAUGCUUACCUUGGCAUCUCAGACUAUUUAUCAGAAGUGUUACGAUCAAUUCAUGUGGGACUGUUAUGCGUUCAACAAUGUCCAGAAGAUAGGACAAGCAUGUCUUCACUAGUACUGAUGUUGGUUAAUGAAGGUGUGUUGCCUCAAGCUAAACAACCUGGAUUUUUCACUGGAAGAGAUUUAUUUACUGCUGAAAGUUCAACCAGCACAAAUGCAGCAAGUUCAAUAAACCAAGUGACCAUUACACUGCUAGAAGCUCGAUAA
Molecule: messenger RNA, 1013 nt
Organism: Olea europaea var. sylvestris
Lineage: Eukaryota; Viridiplantae; Streptophyta; Magnoliopsida; Lamiales; Oleaceae
Product: G-type lectin S-receptor-like serine/threonine-protein kinase SD1-1
Exons: 5
Biological process (GO): protein phosphorylation
Molecular function (GO): protein serine/threonine kinase activity; ATP binding
Source: RefSeq, a predicted model, not a curated record